UACAACAAAAACGAGAAAUUUGAAGCAAAUAUCUAUCCGAUGCCAACUGAAACAGUAAUCGAAGACGACGGGCUUCGCUGCACCGUUCUGGGUGCUCAGCCAACUGGUGUAACUUCCAGAAACGGUGCACUCAUGUUAAUGGUUGACCGUGAAAUGAUCAAUGAUGAUGGGAAAGGGUUGGGUUAUUAUGAAGCAAGUGAGCAAAUCUUGGAGCAUUUACUUUAUCCAGCUGACCUCUUUCAGUCGAGUGGCGCUCAGUCUUCUACAGGAACUGGUGUAAAUACGGCAACAGCUUUACCGCCUCUACCAAGCAAUAUUCAAUUAAUUAAUGCUCGCUAUAUUGCACCAGGCACAGUUCUGAUAUCAAUGCGAAAACUGCCGUUUGACUGUUCGACCAAACCGAGCUUCAAAACCAGCACCAACACUGAUUUGUUACGACAAUUUUUUGAGUCAUUCCAAGGAUCAAUAUUCGAAUCUAAUCUAACUGGCACCAAAACUGGCAAAAAAGUUUCACCACAGAUGGUUUCAAACUAUUUUGAUUAUCCGUUGCACAUUGUUACUUUUCUUCUAAAAUUUGACCAAAUAACUUAA
Molecule: messenger RNA, 591 nt
Organism: Gongylonema pulchrum
Lineage: Eukaryota; Metazoa; Nematoda; Chromadorea; Rhabditida; Gongylonematidae
Source: the annotation of a GenBank genome assembly